AUGUCUGAAACAAAAACCCAAGAAGAACAACAACCACAGUCUGGGGAGGAGAAAAUCGUCAGUCUGAAAGUUGUCAUUCCAGGAUCCGACGAACCUCUCGAAAUUCCAUGUUCAGUAGAGGACACUCUCUUUGAUAUAACGGAAACUCUCAAGGUUUUACCAUCUACUCGUGAAUAUACUGCAUACAAGCUAAAAUUGAAUGGUGCAACUUUCCCUGAAGAAACUCUUAUUGGUGACCUAUUAAAGAAUGGUGAAAAUGCCAAACUCAUAUUAGAGCCUUCCCCAUACAAUGAAAUCACUGCUAGAAAACAUGUUGUCAACGCUAGAAUUGCCGCUGGCUUAGACUCACAAUAUGACUCAUUUGCCGAAUAUUCGGGUGUAAAUGCUGGUGCAUCUACAUAUGCUCAGUUAAAUCUCAAUGAGACAGUUUCGCAGGCAAAGAAAGAGAAAGAAAACCAAGAAGAAAAUAAGAAGGACGAAGCUGAAGAUAAUUUUAAGGUUACAGACGACGAGAAAAAGGAAAUCAAGGAAAUAGUUGAUCAAAUGAUCAGCUUGUCUCCUCAACUCGACUCAGUUGCAACUGUCCCACCUAUCAAACCAUCUCCAGCGUUAAAAUCUCUUUUCAUCUCCCAAUGGUAUCCAGCUGAUAUGUCCAGAAAACUAGCAGGUGACUUGUUUUAUUUACAAGUGAAAACUCUUGAAAAUUCAGUUUUCAAUAUCACUGCUCAUGUUUCAGGCUUUUUUGUCAACGGAUCUUCUGAUAACAAGUUCGAUGGGUCAAUUUCUACUCUUAGAAAUGUUAAAACAUCAAUGGACUACUCUUUACUUUCUCUAUUGAAGGCUCUAUCUCCUUCAUUCGAAAAACAACUUGCCAAAAAUGAUGAAAUCUUAUCUAAGUGUUCUCUUGAAACCUACACAGUCCCUACAUCUACAGUUGUCACUGCACCAUGGUUAGUCAGUAAGGUAGAGGCUCCAACACCGGACCUCGGAAAAUCCCAAUAUAAUUAUUUAUAUGGUGGUAUUGAUGGCUCUGACUUGCAAGUCGAUUGGAAUAAAGACUAUCAGUUCUUCAAAGAUCUCCCAACUGAAGAUUUGACUCAAAGAUUCAACAGAGAACAAACUUUAAUCUCUAAUACAUCGGACUUCACAAGUGCUGCUACAAAGGGCGCGAUGUCUGUUAUUAGAGGAGAGAUUGAACCUGUUAACCCAGAGGAAGAUCCUCAAUUCCAUGUCUUCCUGAAGAAUGGUAUAUUUUACUCGAAGGCUGUUGAUUCAAUCGGCCAAUUCCAAGAAUCAGGUGGUAACGACGCAGCAAGAACUGCUGCAGGAAAGGAUAUUGGUUCCUUGAAGUACUUGAAUAAGUACGAUAUCAAAGGUAUCCAUUCUUUGUUAACUACGGUUGUCGAUUAUUUAGGUCAAAGAAUUGUUUGUCAAGCACCUGUUCCAGGUAUUCUUGCUACCGACGAGAACAUUCCAGUUGAUGGGGAGAAACUUCCAGAGUUGGAGCAAUCUGUUAAAUAUGGUUUCAUCGAUGACCAUUCUGAUGUUGUUGCUGAUCAAUCUUUUGCUGAGACGUUCAAGGAAGUCGGUGAAGCUUUCCAUCUGAAGCCACAUAAAGUUUGGAAUAAGGACGGCUCAAAAGUUGUCGAUGUUGUAACCUCCGCAUCUACAAAAGGUACCAAAGGUUCCGAUGAAAGGAAAUACAUUAUCGAUUUAUUUAGAACAACUCCUUUGGAUAUUGAGUUUAUUGAGGAGCAUUAUGACUCGAAGAAUGCUGAUUCUUAUCCACAUAGAGAAGCUACGUUAAGGCAUGAGGCUAUUAACGAAUGGAUUAAGAGAGAAACUGCAGUUGCUGUAAAGAAGGAAACUGAGAAAUUGGAGAAAGAGGGUAAAGUUGACCCGGAGAAUAAACCAACCAUUGGUAUUGAUAACUCUCUUUUCCUACUAAAUCCAGACGCAUUUUCACUAACUCCUGCACCAACAUCAGAAUUAGCAGCAGAAUUGAAGAAAGAUGAAGAAAAGGUAAGAGAAGUUUCGAAGUUUGUCGGCGGUGUUUUAGUACCUGAAUUUAUCAAAGACAUGGAGAGAUCAGAAGUCUACAAUGCAAUUGAUGGAAUUCACUUAUCUAAAGUUCUUCAUGAAUCUGGUAUCAAUGUUAGAUACUUAGGUAAGAUUGCUAAGCUUGCUCUUGAAAGAAAGAAUGAAUACUUGAAGGAACAACAAGCAAAACUUGCGGAAAUUGCUAAAAUUAACGAAGAGGUCGAGGCUCAAGAAGCAAAGGAAGCAACAGAUAGAAAUGCGAAGCUAGAAGCUUUGAUUGCAAAGAAGAAAGAAGCCGAUGAAAAGAAGGAGGACUAUCCUGAAUUCAAGGCUGAACUUGAAGCUUUAGAUAAGGAAUUUAAAGAGCAAGCAAAGGAAAAGGAAGAAGAAGAUGCAAAGGCUACCUCCAAGAUUAACACUGUUCCAGUUGCUAACUUGUUACAAUCAUUACAUGACAUUGCUCUUCAAGAAAUGAUUGCAAGAGCUGCUAAACACUUUUUAAGAAAACAACUUGAAAAUAUUCCGUUGCCUCUUGCUCCUUAUGUCAUUUCACACAUUCACAAUUGUUUGCUAGCAUCUUCUGCUAACCCAGAACCUGAAGCACCAAAGUUGAAUCCGCUAUUAGCCGGAAUUUACAAAGAUUUUGAUUUAUCCAUUCUAAAGGUAAACUCCAAAUAUGUACUUGACAGUGUUUCUAAGGAGGUUUUUCUUAGAUACAGAUACGUGCUACCUGAAAACUGGGCAGAAUCAGUUAAACCUAUUCAAUUGUUGAGAUCUAUUGCUCUGAAAUUCGGUAUUCAAUGGAAGAUUAGAGAUUUUGCAUUCACUAAAGAACAAUUGGAAGCGCAAAUUAACAAUCAGAAACCUAAAGAAGAUACCAAGUCUGGAUCAAAGAAACCAUCAAAGAACUUGGAAGUUGUCUCAGUCACAUUUGUUCCGGAGGACAUUCUUUGUAUUGCACCAGUUGUCAAAGAUUCGAUUUUUGAAUCCAAUUCCGUUCCAGCUGCAUGGGAAACUGCUAUUAUUAAGUUAGCAAGCAAGGAGAAGGAAGAAAUUCAAGAAGGUUAUUUCUAUGCAAACCAGGCGAUUCAGUUUGCUGAAAGACUUUAUGGCCCUGUUAACAAUAUUACUGCUACUUAUCUGACCAGUUUGGGUGCUCUUUUUAAGGCUUCUAAUGAUAGCGCUGAUGCAGUCCAAUUGUACAAGAAGGCAUUCCAAAUUUUUGAAAGAUGCGCUGGUAUUGACUCUUUCCAAUCGUCUCUUGCCUUGAAUCAAUUAGCAGAUGUUCUCUUGUCUAACAAUGAGCCAGCUAAUGUCAUGAAGGUGUACAAGAGAUUAGUCAACUCAUGGAUUUUUGCGUUUGAUGAAACUCAUUCUAACGUUCAUAACUUACUUACAUCUGCUGCUAUUAUUUUGAUUAGAUUAGGUAUGAAUGCCGAAGCUAUUAAGGUUUUCAACAAAUUAGUAGAAUUAAGCGUGAAGUCAUACGGCGAAAUCAGCCAACAGGCAGCAUUUUAUCACUCUCAAUUAUGUAACUUGUUAUUUGGUGAAAAGAAGUAUGCUGAGUCUCUUGAACAUGCUAAACUAUCAUUUGAAGCAUAUAAGGUUACUCUCGGCUUGAAGGAUAAAUCUACUUUGGAUGCAAAGAGAAAUUUAGCAGCAAUCAGUGGCUAUGUUCAACACUUAAAAGAAGAAGCUAAGAAUUCACAAAAGAGGGAACAAGAAGCUAGAAGAUUAGAGCAACAACAAAACAUCCACAAAAAGGAAAUACAAAGGGCCAAACAACCAGCUCCUAAUCCAGAACUUGCGCAAAAGAGUAUUGAUGAUAUUGUUGCCUUCAUCAAUGGCGGUUCAAGUUCAGACAAGAAACCAAAGCAAAAGAAAAACAAGAAAAAUUCCAAAAAAUAG
This is a messenger RNA of Pichia kudriavzevii, 3948 nucleotides long. RefSeq lists its product as uncharacterized. Gene Ontology annotation, biological process: intracellular distribution of mitochondria. Gene Ontology annotation, cellular component: cytoplasm. Gene Ontology annotation, molecular function: protein binding; mRNA binding. The transcript has a single exon. Lineage: Eukaryota; Fungi; Ascomycota; Pichiomycetes; Pichiales; Pichiaceae. The record is from RefSeq and is a predicted model, not a curated record. Bases 1 to 3948 code for a protein of 1315 amino acids.